Molecule: messenger RNA, 902 nt
Organism: Colletotrichum scovillei
Lineage: Eukaryota; Fungi; Ascomycota; Sordariomycetes; Glomerellales; Glomerellaceae
Product: ribosomal protein S24e
Exons: 3
Coding region: 131-538 (135 amino acids)
Biological process (GO): translation
Cellular component (GO): ribosome
Molecular function (GO): structural constituent of ribosome
Source: RefSeq, a predicted model, not a curated record
CCCCGCCCAGGAAAAUUCACGUCUGUAGCCCCGUCACAAACCUCUCGAAUUUGACGAUAUCACACCUUUCGACUCUUCUGUCUCAGCGCCAACCCAUCUCGACAGACAGAUCAGCCCCCCGACCGACAAGAUGGCGGACGUCGACACCCCCGUCACCCUGCGAACUCGCAAGUUCAUCCGUAACCCCCUGCUUGGCCGUAAGCAGAUGGUCGUUGAUAUCCUCCACCCCGGCCGCGCCAACAUCUCCAAGGAUGAGCUCCGCGAGAAGCUCGGCUCCUUGUACAAGGCCACCAAGGACCAGAUCAACGUCUUCGGUCUCCGCACCCAGUUCGGUGGCGGCAAGACCACUGGUUUCGCCCUCGUCUACGACUCCCCCGAGGCCAUGAAGAAGUUCGAGCCCCACUACAGACUGGUCCGCGUUGGCUUCGCCAGCAAGAUCGAGAAGGCCAGCAGACAGCAGCGCAAGCAGCGCAAGAACCGCCAGAAGACCCUGCGCGGAACGGCGAAGGUCAAGGGUGCCAAGAAGAAGAAGGAAUAAGCGGUUCGCCCUUGUUGCCUGGGGUCAGGCCAACAAAACGAGGGGAAUUCCCCGGAUCAUCCGCAAGAGACCGUGGGGCGGCGUUGGUGGAACAAUCAAAAAAGAACAAUUCAAAAUGUCGUCUUGGGCCAAUGUGGUUGUUUCUUCUUCCGCUUGGGGGGGAUCUCCUUUCAUUUUUUCCGAAAUGGGGAGUUUGUUCCAACUCUGGCUGUGUGCAUCUUAUUCGAUGAAACAAAUGCGGCUUUAGCAUCAUCCCCAUGCGUCGGUCCGGCUGGGUUUAUGUCGGCCACGCAAAAACAACUAGAGUCUACGCGGCGUGAUACGGGGGAAUGGGUUCAUGAUUCUCUCAAAUAUGAAAUGCAUC